UCUGCAGUUCAAAGCACUCACGCGUCCUGGGGAUUGUACUUGGAGACCAAGAGAAGAGAGAGAGGAGCACUUUACCGUUUCAUCCUGCAGAGUUUAAGGUAAACUCUGAACAGGCUGGCUUGUGUGUGUUUUUUUUUUGCCCUUUUCAAGUGCGGACCCGCUUGCAGAAAACGCACUCACCCUAGGAGUCUGUGUGAAACUUCGUGCGUAAAGACGAACCGGUUUUACGCACCGGAGCAAAAGAGAGUUUUUCUUCUCUCAGCUGAAAGACUUUGCAUCAAACUCAUCCUGGCAAGGUGAAGUCCAUUUAGUGACUUUUUUUUCCUCUGGCGAGAAAAGCAGAAAUAACUCCCCCAACUACCCGUUUCACGCGUAAUUUGGCACCAAACCCGGUUGUUCGUAUGAAUCUCCUCGACCCUUACCUGAAGAUGACGGAGGAACAAGACAAGUGUCUCUCCGACGUCCCGAGCCCGACCAUGUCCGAGGACUCCGCGGGCUCCCCGUGCCCGUCCGGCUCGGGCUCCGACACCGAGAACACCCGGCCGUCGGAGAACGGGCUGCUGCUCGGCGUGGACGUGGAAGUGGACGGGGACUUCAAGAAGGAAGACGACGACAAGUUCCCAGCGUGCAUCCGCGAGGCCGUGUCGCAGGUGCUCAAGGGCUACGACUGGACCCUCGUGCCCAUGCCGGUGCGCGUGAACGGAUCUUCAAAGAACAAGCCGCACGUGAAGAGACCGAUGAACGCCUUCAUGGUGUGGGCGCAGGCUGCGCGGAGGAAGCUGGCGGAUCAAUACCCGCACCUGCACAACGCAGAGCUCAGCAAGACUCUGGGCAAACUCUGGAGACUUCUCAACGAGGGUGAGAAGCGGCCGUUCGUGGAGGAGGCGGAGCGGCUCCGGGUGCAGCACAAGAAGGAUCACCCGGACUACAAGUACCAGCCCCGGCGGAGGAAGUCGGUGAAGAACGGGCAGAGCGAGUCGGAGGACGGCAGCGAGCAGACGCACAUCUCACCAAACGCCAUCUUCAAAGCUCUGCAGCAGGCGGACUCUCCGGCCUCCAGCAUGGGAGAGGUGCACUCUCCUAGUGAGCACUCAGGCUCCCAGGGGCCCCCUACUCCCCCCACCACUCCAAAGACUGAUGUGAGCUCAGGCAAGAUGGACCUAAAGCGUGAAGGUGGCCUCCGCUCCCUGACCGAGGGCCCCGGCGGGCGCCAGCUCAACAUCGACUUCCGCGACGUGGACAUCGGCGAGCUCAGCAGCGAUGUCAUCUCCCACAUCGAGACCUUCGACGUCAACGAGUUCGACCAGUACCUCCCGCCCAACGGGCACCCCGGCUCCGCUAGCAACGCCACAGCGGUCGCCUACACCGGCAGCUACAGCAUCAGCAGCAGUGGCGGCGCUCCAGUCAGCCCGCAGGCGGGAGCCGCCGCAGCCUGGUUGGCGAAAAGCCAGAACCAGCAGGGACAGCAGCACGGUCUGACCCCUCUGGGGAGCGGCGGCACCGAGGCGGCUCAGAACCAGCACAGAACCCAGAUCAAGACGGAGCAGCUGAGCCCGAGCCACUACACCGAGCAGCAGGGCUCCCCGCAGCACGUCGCCUACAGCCCCUUCAACCUGCAGCACUACAGCCCCCCCUCCUCCUCCUACCCGGCCAUCUCCAGGGCGCAGCAGUACGACUACUCCCCCGACCACCAGGGGGGUGGGGCCGCCGCCGUCGCCAACGCAGCCGCGUCCUACUACAGCCACGCGGGGGCGGGGCAGGCCUCGGGGCUCUACUCGACUUUCAGCUACAUGGGCAGCCCCAGCCAGAGGCCCAUGUACACGCCCAUCGCCGACAACUCGGGGGUGCCCUCCAUCCCUCAGAGCAGCCCCGGGCACUGGGACCAGGCUCCGGUUUACACCCAGCUCACCAGACCCUGAGAGACAACACAGACAUGUACAGCCACACACAUAUCUGACAUACAGAACACUUUACCGCAGGGAGAGUUCCGCUCCCUGACUCAGACACUUGAAUACGAAGAAGAAGAAGAGGAGCUGGACUUGUGAUUGGCUCACGUCGUGCCUUGCUAUUGAUAGAAACUAUAUAUAUAUUUUUAGAGAGAUGAAGAGACUUAGGAAAAAUCCUCUGUGAGGACUUAUUGAUUGUUGAUAUUCCAGUAGGUACUGUGUAUGUUUCUUUUUGUUUUUGGUUUAUUCCUUCAUACGCUGGCAGUUUGUAACCCAUGGGGUGGGGGUGGGAGGGUUAAUUAUUUGUACCUGUAGAUAUAAAACAAAAAGCUUUAUAUUUGAAACAGUUCAGCAGCUAACCACUCACGGUGGCGCCGUUAUCUGCUUCGAUUUCAUACAAGGAUUUCUGUUUUAUUUGUUAUGUUUUGCUUGGUACCAUUCAGCGAGUAUGGUUUGUAUUUAAGCUGUUGAUUUGUUUCCUCGAGUUAUGUGUCAUAAUCAUCCAUCUGAAAAGCUAUUAGGCAAUACAGAGAAAGAGAGAGGCGGCUUGGUUUCACAACUGUCUCGACGGAGGGAGACUGCAGCCCUUUCCACCAUCCGUGCCUUGGAUUUUUUACACUUUUUGUAUGCGUGCAUGUGUGUGUAUGUGUGUGUGUGUGUGUGUGUGUGUGUGUGUGUGUGUUUGCAACGGCCACAGCUGAGAUUACACUUACCGUCCAACAGCGAGUGUUUGACAGCUACAGGAAGUCACCUUUGACCCCUUCAACCUCCCCCCCCCCCGGUGCAGUCUCCCACCAUGCUGGUGUCCAAAACACUCCCUUAACCUUCAGUUUAUUUAUUUAUUAGCUUUAAUUUUAUUUCAAAGUAAUUAUUUUGCAUACUAUUCUUAUAACUAAUGAAUUUUGCAAAUGUAGACGGCAUAUAAUUUCCCCUUUUUUUGGAAUUUUUUAUUUUAAACCCAGGGGGUACUUAGAAAAAAAUGGUACACGCUGUAAUCGUAUGUUUUUAUUUUUUAUUUAUCUUAUCUAAAUGUCUAUUUUAAUUAUGUAUUUGCCUUUUUUUCUGAGGGGUCGGGAGGGGGGGAGGGGGCUAUCUAACGAAUUGUGUAUUUUUUAUUUGUGAAUUUUCUUUUGAGUUGGACUUUUUAAACUAUGGCGGAAAGAACUGGAAAAUGUUAUCUCAGUUACAAGGUUUUAUUUUUUCUGUUGGGCUUUUUUUCGUUCGUGCGAUCACCAGAGGGACCGUCGAACCUUUCUGCUCCACGAGCUCCAUUUCCUUUUUCUCUCAAUAUCAAAGAACUGAUGUUCCCAAUACUCUUGUUUUUCUUCUUCUGUGAUCUUGCCAUGUAUUUGUACUGUCUUUAAAGAAACCUUUUGUAUAUGUAUUUGCAAUAAAAAAAUGAAAAUGCUAUUAAAAACAAA
Molecule: messenger RNA, 3367 nt
Organism: Sebastes umbrosus (honeycomb rockfish)
Lineage: Eukaryota; Metazoa; Chordata; Actinopteri; Perciformes; Sebastidae
Product: transcription factor Sox-9-A-like
Exons: 3
Coding region: 402-1919 (505 amino acids)
Biological process (GO): morphogenesis of an epithelium; chondrocyte differentiation; heart development
Cellular component (GO): nucleus
Molecular function (GO): DNA-binding transcription factor activity, RNA polymerase II-specific; RNA polymerase II cis-regulatory region sequence-specific DNA binding
Source: RefSeq, a predicted model, not a curated record